Messenger RNA from Cynara cardunculus var. scolymus (artichoke), 1999 nucleotides. Its product is annotated as beta-hexosaminidase 3. The coding region runs from base 122 to 1705 and encodes 527 amino acids. The record is from RefSeq and is a predicted model, not a curated record. The transcript has 15 exons. Gene Ontology annotation, biological process: glycosaminoglycan metabolic process; carbohydrate metabolic process. NCBI's taxonomy places the organism in Eukaryota, Viridiplantae, Streptophyta, Magnoliopsida, Asterales, Asteraceae. Gene Ontology annotation, molecular function: beta-N-acetylhexosaminidase activity. Gene Ontology annotation, cellular component: membrane.
GAUCCAUAUACAUUAUAUGCGAUCUCUCUCUCUCUUCCCCCUUUCUUUUUCUCUCACCCACAUAAUAUCACGGCUUAUCAUCAUCCACAUUUUUCGUGACAGACAUUGCUGAGAGGGAAAGAUGAUAUGGCCAACCAUCUUUCUUGGCCUUACGUUGCAAGUCCUUUUGGUAUUUGGUGCUCGUUAUCCAAAGAAUCUCCACAUAUGGCCAAUGCCUGAAUCAGUAGAAUACGGCAACAAAACUAUUUUUUUAAGCAAGGACUUUCAACUCAAGACCGAUGGAAGCAAAUAUGCAGAUGCAUCUGGGAUCCUGAAGGAUGGAUUCACUAGGUUACUUGAUGUUAUCACAGCAAGCAAUGUUAUUGAAUCCAACUUUUCCAAAGUUGACGAGUCUGUCCUUUUACAGGGAGUCCAUGUGAUUGUCCUUUCGAAAGAUGAUGAGCUGCAAUACGGUGUAGAUGAGUCCUAUGAGCUAUCUAUUCAUCCAAAGGGAAAGCCAAUUUAUGCAAAUAUCAAGGCAGCUACAGUUUAUGGGGCUCUACAUGCGCUGCAGACAUUCAGCCAAUUGUGCCAUUUUAACCUUAAAAGAAGAAAGCUUGAAGUUAGUCAGAUACCAUGGACCAUUACAGAUCGACCCCGUUUUGCAUUUCGAGGGCUCUUAAUCGAUACAUCCCGACAUUAUCAGCCAUUGCCAAUGAUAAAGAAAGUUAUUGAUUCAAUGGCUUAUGCAAAACUGAAUGUUUUGCACUGGCACAUUGUAGAUACACAGUCUUUUCCUUUGGAGAUACCUUCAUAUCCAAAACUGUGGGAUGGUGCUUAUUCCUUAUCAGAACGCUAUACUGUGGCUGUUGCAGCUGAUAUUGUGAAUUAUGCUCAAAGAAGGGGGAUUAAUGUGCUUGCCGAGCUUGAUGUUCCUGGACAUGCUAAAUCAUGGGGGAUGGGCUAUCCUUCGUUAUGGCCAUCAAAGGAUUGUCAGGAGCCACUUGAUAUCAGCAAUGCUUUUACGUUCAAAUUGAUAGACGGGGUUCUUUCAGAUUUCAGUAAGAUCUUUAAAUACAAGUUUGUUCAUUUGGGAGGUGAUGAGGUCGACACCAGUUGCUGGAGCUCCACUCCUCAUAUAAAAGAAUGGUUAAAACAGCAAGGUCUAAACGCAUCUCAAGCAUACGAGUACUUUGUCUUGAAUGCACAGAAGAUAGCUUUGUCUCAUGGUUAUGAAAUUAUAAACUGGGAGGAAACCUUCAACAACUUUGGUAGUAAAUUGGACAAGAAAACAGUGGUCCAUAACUGGCUUGGGAGUGGUGUUGCUGAGCGAGUUGUUGCAGCUGGAUUGAGGUGCAUCGUAAGCAACCAAGAUGCAUGGUAUCUGGAUCACUUGUCUACUACAUGGCAAGAGUUUUAUACGAAUGAGCCCCUUACAAAUAUUACAAACCCCACGCAACAGAAACUAGUUAUUGGUGGUGAAGUAUGCAUGUGGGGCGAACAUAUUGAUGGGUCUGACAUUGAACAGACCAUAUGGCCACGUGCCGCGGCAGCUGCAGAGAGAUUGUGGACGCAUCCUGACAAGCUUGCCAAAACCCCGAAGGAUGUCACCUCAAGGUUAUCGCACUUUAGGUGCUUGCUAAAUCAAAGAGGAGUUGCAGCUGCUCCAUUGGAUGGGCCAGGUCGUGUUGCACCAAUAGAGCCCGGAUCCUGCUAUACUCAGUAGUUGGAUGAUCACCAUUUCUUUCGAGGACUGCAAAUAAAAAUGGUAAGUCCUGCCGAUAAAAUCUGGUAAAUUUGAGUUAUAGACUUUGAAAGAGAGUCAUGUGUUAAACCUAUCAGCUGAUCAUAUGAAUGAAAUUAUAAUCAAUAUUUAUUGUUUUAUGUCGAUUUAUGAUGGAAUUUCUGGUCAUGAAUUGGAGCAAAUGCUACAACUCGCUGCUUAUGGUCUCUCUCUUGUUAUGUAUAUGGUACAUAACAGUUUCUUUCAUUUAUAUGAGAGUAAAUUAAGUUUUUAGUC